Macadamia integrifolia is the source of this 3094-nucleotide messenger RNA. Its product is annotated as transport inhibitor response 1-like protein. Gene Ontology annotation, biological process: SCF-dependent proteasomal ubiquitin-dependent protein catabolic process. Bases 510 to 2357 code for a protein of 615 amino acids. Gene Ontology annotation, cellular component: SCF ubiquitin ligase complex. NCBI's taxonomy places the organism in Eukaryota, Viridiplantae, Streptophyta, Magnoliopsida, Proteales, Proteaceae. The record is from RefSeq and is a predicted model, not a curated record. The transcript is spliced from 3 exons.
GAAGGGAGGCCUGGGAAGGGGCCUUUGCCCUUUGGACAGUGCAGAGAAGUUCAGAGAGAGAGAGAGAGAGAGAGAGAGAGAGAGAGAGGGAGUAGAGAGAAGGGAGAGAGACUGAGAAGAUGGAGAAUCCCAAUGUACAGAGCAGAGACAGCAGAGUGAAGACCCAAAUAAAUUAAUGUUUCUUACCUCAUCUCACUUCUCUCUCCUUCUUUGAUCCUACAUCAAAUCUUAUGAUUGUUUAUUUUUGAAUUUCCGUUUCUAUUUUCUCGUCUAAUCCUCUUCCCUACCCUACUGCUGCACCAAACUCACUCACCCAUUUUUCUCUCUAUCUAUCAAUCUACCUGUUCCUCUGUUUCUUCCCUUGUGAUGUGGGUGUGAUCUGGGUGAGAAUUAGUAGUGGGCUAUCAGCUAUGUGAUCUGAAAAGAGAGAGGUAUAAACAAUCGAAUCCAUUUACCCUUUUUUCUUUUAAUUGUUAUAGGUUGGUUAGAUCGGAAGCUGUUAGGGUGUUAUGAGAGAAGAGAAGUCUGAAAUGUCUGAAGAUGAGGACAGAACGGUGGAUCUUGGUGGCGCCACCUCCGGUGACGGCGGUGGCGGCGUACCCCAUGAAACAUCAUCCAACAAGACCAUGAGUUGUCCCUUGCCGUGCCCAGAUCAAGUCCUCGAGAACGUUCUCGAGAACGUUCUUGUCUUCCUCACAUGUCGCCGCGACCGCAACUCUGUCUCCCUUGUUUGCAAGUCCUGGUAUAAGGCGGAGGCGCUGACUCGGUCCGAGCUCUUUAUCGGCAACUGUUAUUCUGUGUCACCUCGCAGGACGAUCGAGAGGUUUGGGAGGGUGAGGUCUUUGGUGCUGAAAGGGAAGCCAAGGUUCGCUGAUUUUAGUUUGAUUCCUAACAAUUGGGGUGCCAACUUCUUUCCCUGGGUUUCGGCCAUGUCUUCUGCUUAUCCCUGGCUGGAAAAGGUUUACUUGAAGCGCAUGUCUGUCACCGAUGAAGAUUUGAACCUUCUAGCCAAUUCCUUCCCGGGUUUUAAAGAGCUCGUGAUCGUUUGCUGUGAGGGGUUUGGUACCAGCGGCCUUGCUGCCAUAGCCAGCAAGUGCAGACAACUUCGAGUGCUUGAUCUGAUUGAAGACGAUGUUAUGGAUGAUGAAGUGGACUGGAUAUCCUGUUUCCCGGAGACUGGGACAUGUCUUGAGUCUCUCAUCUUUGAUUGUGUCGACUGGCCUGUAAGCUUUGAAGCAUUGGAGCGAUUGGUGUCUACGUCUCCUUCUUUGAGGAGGCUUAAGUUGAAUCGGCAUGUCUCCAUUGGGCAACUUCACCACCUAAUGGUCCGAGCUCCACAUCUGACACAUCUUGGAACAGGGUCUUUCAGCCUGUUGGAGCAGCCAGCACAAGAAGAUCAAAAUGCAAAUCUCUCUCAGGCUUUUGCGGCUUGCAAAUCCUUAAUCAGUCUCUCAGGAUUUAGUGAUGUUGUGCCGGACUAUCUCCUUACAAUCCAUCCAGUCUGUGCUAAACUCACUUCGCUCAAUCUAAGCUAUGCCAACAUCAAUGCUGAGCAACUCAAAUCUGUUAUCUGUCGUUGCCAUAAGCUUCAGACCUUCUGGGUCCUUGACUCUGUGUGCGAUGAAGGGCUUCAGGCUGUAGCUGCAACUUGCAAGGAACUCCGUGAGCUUCGGGUCUUCCCCACGGACGCCCGUGAAGAUGGUGAAAGCUUUGUCUCUGAAGUGGGCCUUCUUGCAAUUUCUGAGGGCUGUAGAAAGCUUCGAUCCAUCCUAUAUUUUUGCCAGCAGAUGACGAAUGCCGCUGUGGUAUCUAUGUCAAAGAACUGUCCUGAGCUUGUGGUCUUCCGUCUCUGUAUAAUGGGACGCCACCGACCUGACCAUGUGACUAGGGAACCCAUGGAUGAAGGGUUUGGAGCCAUUGUAAUGAACUGUAAGAAGCUCACAAGGCUUGCAGUAUCUGGAUUGCUCACUGACAAGGCAUUCGGUUACAUAGGCAAAUAUGGGAAAUUGGUGCGCACCCUGUCUGUUGCAUUUGCAGGAAACAGUGAUAUGGCGGUGAGGUAUGUGCUUGAGGGCUGCCCUAAAUUGCAGAAGCUUGAGAUCAGGGACAGCCCAUUUGGGGAUUCUGCAUUGCUUUCUGGUCUGCAUCACUAUUACAACAUGAGGUUCCUAUGGAUGUCAUCAUGUAAACUGUCUCUUCAAGGUUGUAAAGAGGUUGCUCGGAGGAUGCCUCACCUGGUGGUUGAAGUAAUUAGGGAUGCGGAGGACGUGAGCGAUGAUGGCGUAGAAAAGCUAUACAUGUACCGAUCUCUUGAAGGGUUUAGGCAUGAUGCACCAGAAUUUGUGUCAAUCUUGUAGGCUUGUAUCUGUAGGCUAGUGUCAAAGGAAAAGUCAUCUAUUACACACAAACAUGGUUGCCAGUGGACAACUUUUAGUCAUUUCAGCUUUGCCGGAGAGAGGAAUAUUGCGGGUACCUUUUAAAACCCACAAUUAGGUGCGGGAGCUCCUUGUCAAAAGAUGGUAGUACCUAUCAAUUUUUUCUUCACUGGGCAGUUGGUAAUGGCAUUUGAAGAAGAAACCUGGCGAUGGACAUGUGGUCUUUGCCAGGUGACCUCCCAAGGUGCAAGGAGGGUUCGUCGAAGGGCCAUUAAAUGUAGGUGAUGGAUGUUUCUAUAAGGUGGGGUUCACUCAUCCUAUGUUGUAUUUGUAGGUGAUCAAUUUUAAUGUUUCUCUAUUUAUCAUAAAAGAGAUGGGGAGGAGAGGAGCCCUCAUCAGAGUUUGAAGAAUCGGAGAAUUGAUUUUUCCUAUUGGUUCAAGAUCAGAGAGGUCAGUAUGCUCGUCCAUGAUGAAGAAUGGGAGAGAUUCAGAAAGUGAAAAUUGGCAACUUCUAAAUUCUACCACUGCUUUAUAUUGGCCUAUUUCUGAAUGAAGACUCGGUUAUCUUUCUUCAAAUGGUAGUUUGACUUCAAAAACUGUUACUGUUUAUUAUUUUAGGAUCAGGGGAAAUGCCCAGAAAUUGCUGUAAGAGAAUUGAAGAAAGAUUGAUUUCUCUUCCCAUUUCUUUCUUUUCCCAAUGUUUAUUUGAUUUUCUCAAA